AUGUCUUUACCACAUAACGGAUCAACAGCACCUGCUAUAACCUCGCCUAUUCUCGCAUGGCCAUCUCGACCCACUACUCGACCAUCACCUUCGGCGUUAUCCACACCUUCAUCUUCAUUCGAUGAUUACUCAGCUUCAUAUCCUUCUCGUCAAGCUAGUUCAAGUACGACACCUUCAUCACCCACCGAAAGCAGAAAGAACGUCUCAUCCUCAUCAAAAAGCAAUGGGAAAGGAAAAGGAAAAGCUAUUAAUACACCUGAGCCUGAAUUACGUGUAUAUCCAUCAAUCACAUUCGGAGAUGAAAUCACUCAAGAUCACAAUGAAGAGAUAGAAAAACGUUACGGUCCACCUAAAAACCCAUUACCACCUCAUCAACUAGGUAGAAUAGCACAAUCAUUUGGUAUAAUAAUACCAAAUUUACCUCAACAUGAUCCAAAUACAUCUCCAAAUCCGAAUUUACAACGUCCAUCUCCAUCAAGUCCAUCUUCAUCUUCAGCCAUAUCACCUACCUUACUACCGAACCCGAGAGGGAGAUUAUCACCUUUAUUAAGUUCUCAACCUCCAACUCGGCCAACACCAUUCUUACUCUCUGUCAUACCGCCCUUAUGUCUCUUAUCGCCCAACCCAGCUGUAUCACCCGAACAAUCUCAUCAGAGGAAUAAGAAAUGGAGAAGAGGAAGAUUAUUGCCACUUCAGCCUACUUUAGGUUCGAUGUUAGUCUGUAUAGCGAGGGAAUAUGGGCUGCCCUCAACCAUUGGACUAGGUAUAUAUCUGGUCAUACCGGGAUCAGGCAGAAGACAGGGAUCGACUUCUUCUGCUGCUUCAACGUAUUCAUCUGAAGGAGACGAACCUUCCGGACCUCAGAUAUCAUCUUCCACUUGGUCAACCCUAUUCUCAGCACAUCUCAUGCCGACAUCUUCGGGAGGAACGAAUACACGAUCAUCCACACCCUCACAAACACCAAUGAAGAAUAGCGAUUCUUUUUCUUCAGAGUCCGCACUACAAUAUCCUCCCAGUCCCCUAUCCUUGGCAAAUCUGAAAUCAUCAUCUUCUCAUCCUUCCAGCUUAGGGCAUAAACCAAAACCUAGGUCAAUGUCAACAGAUCCACCUCCAGGUUUAACGCAUUCAUCACACCCAUCUAUAUCUUCUUCUUCCGCAAUUCUGCCUCCCACACUCGCAUCAGUAGGCACGAGUUUCUCCAUCUCUUCCACUCCCAAUCCGAUUGUAGGAACGAUAGAAUUCGACAUAGAUUUGGAUGAAGCUAGAUGGUUUGAAAAUUUCCAUAAAUCGGGUAGAAGUGGUAGACAUAAGAGAUCUCUAACAGCUGAUUCAGGAGGUAAUGGAAUAAAAGAGUUAUCAUUAGUAAAUAAAGUAACAGAUGGAAGACCUAGAUUCCUAAGAGAAAUGGAUACCAAUAGACCAUCACCUGAAAGAAAAUAUCUAAGAGCGAAUGACAACGACAACGUCAAAUCUACCAUAGCGACUUUUGACGAAUUUGCAGAUGGUGAAGAUGAUAUUGAUCAAGAGGAGAUGAUCAAUGACGGAAUUGGCCUUUUGAAACCGGAACCGCUGGAGGAUGACCUACUAGCGAGUCCCAUUAACUUGGCCCCAGAAGAGAAACUUGUAGAACUGGAUCAUUCGACAAGAUUAAAAGUUCAGGAGAUAUUGGAUAAAAGAGGUAGUGGUAUAGUCAUGGCUGAACAGCUGGACGAUCUUGAGAAAAUGAUGCGACAAUUGUCACCAAGAGAAAUUCGACUUACGUCACCUCGACUCUUGACCCCUCGUAUGGCUGCGAAAGUUGCCAACCUAACCUUACCAGCUGUGCCCAAACGGACUACAUCCAAAGCGACACCAUCUCCACUAGCGGGUGGUUUCACGUCUCCUAACUUGACGAUCGACCGAGAAAGCGAAAAUUCUGUGCCGAAUUCAGCAAAAUCAAAUGGUACCUUUGGAUCCACAAUCCAUGCUCCGACAUUGCCAGAAUCCGAAGAGGAUACUACCAAAUCUGUAGAGCAGAAAGGCUUUGCAAGAGAGGAUGAUGUACAACCACCUAAAGCUGCAUGGCCAGCUGUACCUCAUCAAUCGUCACCUGGAUCGCCAACGAUUCACGAGUAUAUUGCCAGACCACAAUUACCAACACCGAGAACCAGUCAAAGAAACGUUUCUUCUCCUGCAGCAAUAUCAACGGAAACCUUACAACGAAUGCAAUCUGAGCAAGAAAUCUCAACAGCUCCUCUAGUACUUUCCUCAGAAUGGAUACCACGUAGACCAGCUAGACCACCCUCACCUAAAUUAGAACAUCAACGCACAUUAUCACACACACUAUCACCUGAAUUAGUUGAUUUCCUCCAUCGUUCUCCACCACCUACUGCAAAUGUAAACAGUCAAAGUCCAGGAGGUGGACUGAGUGGUAAUGGUGGGAUCUCAUCACCUGAGGAAAAGAAACCACGUAGAUCAGGAAGUAUCAAAUUCAAAGGAUUGAGAAGUCAGAUGUCAGCUAAAAAUCUCAACGUAAUGUGGAAACAUGGGAAUGAUUCGAUGAUCAAUAACUCAACUCUAGCUUCGCCACCUCUGCCUCUGGCUUCUACUGUAGGAGGAAAAGAUAAUGUGACUGUUGGUCUAUUCAAGAAUGGUUUACCCAUUCCACCUGAAUCAGAAUCUACUUUCACAGGAUUAAGAGAAAACGGGUUUAGAAGUGUUUCAUCACCAAGUUCUAUCCCUACUUUAUCUUCCACUUCCAAUAUGACUGAUUUCGGUCCUCCACUUUCAACCCCUCAUGAAGAUCCAUCAAAUCCUACAAAUAGCGUUGGGAAUGGGAGUGGAAGUGGAAGUGGUAAAGGGAAAUUCGCUUCUAGGAUAUUUGGAUUUGGUAGAAAUCAUACCAAAUCCUCCAAGAGAAAUCCUUCAAUUGACGGAUCAAGUUCAAUCAAGAUUUCAGAUCCAAUAACUUCUUCUCUUGUACAUUCGACAUCGUUCGAGUCGCAAUCGCAAUCACAAUCACAAUCUCAAACACAGCAUAUUUCGUUAGGGCACGGUAGAGAUCCAUCACAUCAUGCUAUACCACCACCACCGAUACCACCAGCAUCUCAAUCGACUGUCGGUACUGAUAAUCCAGCCAGUCCAAGAAGUAUCAAACGAAAACCAGUACCUGGAUCUCAUCCAAAUCCGUCAAAUAACGAUCAUAAUGAUAACUUAGUCAAAAACAGUAUGAGUUUAAAUAGCAUGAAUAGUUUCGUGCUUGAAGAUGCGCCAAAAGGUAGAAGAGGUAAUGGUAAUGUAAUGUUAGGACAAGCUCAAUAG
This is a messenger RNA of Kwoniella shivajii, 3300 nucleotides long. RefSeq lists its product as uncharacterized. The coding region runs from base 1 to 3300 and encodes 1099 amino acids. The record is from RefSeq and is a predicted model, not a curated record. NCBI's taxonomy places the organism in Eukaryota, Fungi, Basidiomycota, Tremellomycetes, Tremellales, Cryptococcaceae. The transcript has 2 exons.